Messenger RNA from Alosa sapidissima (American shad), 1082 nucleotides. It is a transcript of the gene bkgd, whose product is annotated as chromosome 5 C11orf54 homolog. Lineage: Eukaryota; Metazoa; Chordata; Actinopteri; Clupeiformes; Clupeidae. Gene Ontology annotation, cellular component: nucleus. The transcript is spliced from 9 exons. The coding region runs from base 55 to 1008 and encodes 317 amino acids. The record is from RefSeq and is a predicted model, not a curated record. Gene Ontology annotation, molecular function: zinc ion binding; hydrolase activity, acting on ester bonds.
UUAGACAUUCUCUGGUACAUUCUCUGGUUUUGCUUGAUUCAGUACCACACAGUUAUGGCGAGUAAGACCGAGAAGUUUCAGCUACACGUUCCGAGUCUGGAAGAGUUACGUCAAGUGUUGGAGAAUGGUCUGAAACAAAAUUUUGCUGAUGCAAAAGUUUCUGUCACCGACUGCCCAGACCUUACCCAGGAACCAUUCACGUUUCCUGUAAAAGGCUUAUGUGGUAAACCAAGGAUUACAGAUGUCGGAGGUGUGCCUUAUCUCAUUCCAGUUGUUCAUCCGGAUAAGAUCUAUAACAUGAACGCAGUGUCCAAGGAGGUGGAGCUGCCUGGUGCUUUCAUCCUGGGAGCUGGCGCUGUCUCCUCAAAAACUGCUGGGAUGAACGCUGAGCUAAUGCCCCUGGUGCUAACUGAAUCUGAAGGGAAGCCUGCUGUCAAUGCCAGCUACUUUUCCUCCAUCAACCCAGAGGAUGGCAAGUGUUUACAGGAAAAGUACAGUGACAAGUUCCAUGAUUGUGAUUUUGGACUUCUGGCUAAUCUGUAUGCAUGUGAGGGAAAACCUGGGAAGGUCUUAGAGGUGAAAGCCAGCCGGAGGACCGGACAGGAUAGUCUUGUGACAUGCAUGAGAAAAACAAUGGAACAGUGCUAUCCUGAUAAAAGCUUGGCCCUGGGUGGGACUUUCGUCAUCCAGAAAGGGAAAGCCAAGAUCCAUAUCAUGCCACGGGAGUUUUCGCCAUGUCCUUUGCAAACUGAAGAAGAUGUGAACAACUGGCUAAAGCACUUUGAGGUCAGCGCUCCACUGAUCUGCCAGUCAGUGAUGGUGUCCAGGGACCCAGGUUUGGACCUUCGUGUGGAGCACACACACGGCUUUAGUCACCAUGGAGAAGGUGGACAUUAUUACAUCGACACGACCCCGGAUAUUGUGGAAUAUCAGGGGUACUUCCUGCCUGCGGAGUACAUCUACCGCAUUGACAGGCCCCAGGAAACUCACAAGAUUGGUAGAGAUUGAACAUGAGAUGUUUUGGUGUCUUUGUUCUUCUGAUUUUCAUCAGUUUUCAUCAACUAUUAUAACCUUAAUCUUGA